CUCCUAUAAAUUCACCUGAACCCAGCUUUGCCUCUUCAAUAUAUCCACCACUACCUCCUCCUCUCCACCAUCGUUGCCGCCGCCAACACCACAGUCUCCCCACCAUUAGUCUUUUCUAUCCAUUUUGCACAAAUUAUUAACACCCAAAUUCAUAACUCUUUACAUUAACAAAGAUUUGUCCAAUUAUCCAAUAUAUAGUUCCAUAUAUACGGCUAAACAUGACUACUGUGGGAGCCUCGACAGCAUCACCAUUGCCAUCACCUGCUCAGCGAUCUCCAUGGCACUCACCCGUGCCUUACCUCUUUGGGGGACUGGCGGCCAUGUUGGGACUCAUUGCUUUUGCUCUCUUGGUCUUGGCGUGCUCAUACUGGAAGUUCUCUAGCCAUGGUGGCGACGGGGAGAGGGACCUCGAGGCUGGUGACGGUAAUGGCAGCGAAGGCUCUGAGGCUGCCACCGUUAAACCACCGCCGGUGCUUGAAGAGAAGUAUCUUGUGAUCAUGGCCGGCCAAGAGAAGCCAACUUUCUUGGCCACUCCUAUGUCAAGUAGAGCAUCAUCUUUUGGUAGUAAAAGCACUUCCAGCACCAGUAGCGACACUACCGUGACAUCGGAGGAGGAUAAUGAAGAGAAGAAGCAGCAAACUAAUUGUGGACAGAUAGAAAUAGGGACCGUGGAGGCCCAUCAGGCACCAGAUCAAUUCAAUUGACAUCUUUAAUCUCCUUUUGAAUUUUAAUUUUAGGGUUAUUGGGCAUGGAGCUUUUGAUUAAUCCUUUGUGGACUCUGCUUCCUUUUCCGCUUCCGGAAUUAAGAGACCUUUAAAGAACCAAGAAUUUUUUUCUUGGUCUCAUUCUUCAAAGGAUUUUGCAGGAGGCCUGAUCUUUCCGGAAAUGUAAAUAAUCUUUGGAGAAUUUGAGUGGAAGAUGAAGCUUUUAUUGCAUACUGAUUCUUCGUA
Molecule: messenger RNA, 950 nt
Organism: Olea europaea var. sylvestris
Lineage: Eukaryota; Viridiplantae; Streptophyta; Magnoliopsida; Lamiales; Oleaceae
Product: protein GLUTAMINE DUMPER 2-like
Exons: 1
Coding region: 219-704 (161 amino acids)
Biological process (GO): regulation of amino acid export
Source: RefSeq, a predicted model, not a curated record